CCCAGCCUCCUCCGGUGCUUCAUCAGAGUGCUGUCCGCGCUUCAGCUCCACUCAGUCGGUCUCUCUGUGUGCGUUCAGUCGGAGCUGCGAGGAAAGAAAACCAGGACAAUAGCAGACAAAAGGUUCACCGUGCAGGACGGAGACAUCUCUUCUUGUCAGGACUUUUUGUGGAGAUCUUUCUGAGAAGGAGAGCUGCAGCUGUGCAUGUUUCAUCCGGAGGGGUAUAAACCCGGAGUGGAGGGUCGCACCGACUACUACUGAUCCUCGAACCCGCCAAGCAGCAGCCCGCCGCCAGCAUGAAGCUCACACAGAGCCCGGUCCUCACUCUGGAGCUGCUGCUGCUGCUGCUGCUCUCCACCCACAUCCAGGUUUCCUCAGCUUCAGGACACUUUGAGCUUCAGAUUUUAACGAUGCAGAACGUUAAAGGGCAGCUGCAGAAUGGCGCCUGCUGCGACGGACCCCGGGACGUGACGGAUCGGCGGUGCACGGCGGACGAAUGCGACACCUACUUCCGGGUGUGUCUGAAGGAGUACCAGCUGAAGGUUUCCUCGGCCGGGCCCUGCAGCUUCGGCACCGCCUCCACGCCCGUGCUCGGUGGGAAUAGCUUUUCUUUACGCAACGCCAAGAGCGACAAAGCCAGGAUCGUGAUGCCGUUCAGCUUCGCGUGGCCGAGGUCGUACACGUUGAUCGUGGAAGCCUUGGACUUCAACAACGACUCGUCCUCCGGCAGCGUCGGCGGGGCGAUGAUCGAGAAGGCCGUCCACUCGGGGAUGAUCAACCCCAGCCGUCAGUGGCAGAGCCUAAAGCACAACGGCCCCGUGGCUCAGUUCCACUUCCAGGUCCGCCUCAGCUGUGACGAUCACUACUACGGCUUCGGCUGCAACAAGUUCUGCCGUCCGCGAGACGACUUCUUCGGCCACUACGAGUGCGACCACAACGGCAACAAGACGUGCCUGGAGGGCUGGUCCGGUCCAGACUGCAACACUGCAAUCUGCAGACAGGGCUGCAGCACCGAACACGGAUCCUGUAAAGUUCCUGGAGAGUGCAAGUGUCUGUAUGGCUGGCAGGGGGAGUACUGUGAUCAUUGUAUCCCUCAUCCCGGCUGUGUUCACGGCAGCUGUGUGGAGCCCUGGCAGUGUCUCUGUGACACCAACUAUGGAGGACAGCUGUGUGACAAAGAUCUGAACACGUGUGGGACGCUGCAGCCGUGUUUGAACGAAGGAACCUGCAGCAACACGGGACCAGACAAAUACUACUGCUCCUGUCCUGACGGCUUCUCCGGAGUCAACUGUCAGAGAGCGGACCAUGCCUGUCUGUCCAACCCCUGUCUGAGUGGAGGAAGCUGUGUGGAAACCAGUCAGGGUUUUGAGUGUCGCUGUUCCCCCGGGUGGACCGGACCCUCCUGCUCCACCAAUGUGGACGAGUGUCUGGUGAACCCCUGCAGUCAUGGAGGAAGCUGUCAGGACCUGGUAAACGGUUUCAAGUGUACCUGUCCUCCUCAGUGGACCGGGAAGACCUGCCUCAUCGAUGCCAACGAGUGUGACGACAACCCCUGCGUCAACGCCAACUCCUGCCGAAAUCUGAUCGGAGGAUACUUCUGCGAGUGCGUCCCAGGUUGGACGGGCCAGAACUGUGACACCAAUAUCAACGACUGUCGAGGUCAGUGUCAGAACGGAGCGACAUGCAAGGACCUGGUGAACGGUUAUAAGUGUGAGUGCGCUCUGGGUUUCGCCGGCGAACACUGCGAGAAAGACGUGGACGAGUGCGCCAGCGGGCCGUGCCUCAACGGUGGCCGUUGCCAUGACGAAGUCAACGGCUUCCACUGCCUGUGUCCACGUGGUUUUUCUGGAAGUCGCUGUCAGUUGGAUAUCGAUUACUGCCUCCACAGUCCGUGUCAGAACGGCGGCCAGUGUUUCAACGUGGCGGCCGACUACAUCUGUAAAUGUCCCGAAGACUUUGAGGGCAAGAACUGCUCGCGUCUGAAGGACCACUGCCGCACAACGCCCUGCAAAGUGAUUGACAGCUGCACAGUAGCGGUGGCAUCCAAUAGCACGCCGAGCGGCGUGCGUUUGAUUUCGUCCAACGUGUGCGGCCCCCACGGGCGGUGUCGGAGUCAUGCCGGCGGACAGUUCAGCUGUGAGUGUGAUGAGGGAUUCACCGGGACAUACUGCCACGAGAAUAUAAAUGACUGUGAGAACGCUCCCUGUCUGAAUGGAGGAACCUGUAUUGAUAAAGUCAGUCAGUAUCAGUGUAUCUGUGCUGACGGCUGGGACGGACCUAUCUGCCAGAACAACAUCGAUGACUGCAGCUCUGAUCCCUGUCAGAACCGCGGCGUCUGUCGAGAUCUUGUCAACGAUUUCUACUGUGAGUGUAACAACGGCUGGAAGGGGAAGACCUGCCACUCAAGAGAUAGUCAGUGCGACGAGGCCACCUGUAACAACGGAGGAACCUGCUACGACGAAGGAGACGCCUUCAAGUGUCUGUGUGCUGCUGGCUGGGAGGGCGCCACCUGUAACAUCGCGGAGAACAGCAGCUGCCUGCCGAGUCCCUGUGAGAACGGAGGAACCUGCGUGGUGGACGGAGACUCUUUCAGCUGCGUCUGUAAGGAGGGCUGGGAAGGCGCCACCUGCAGCCACAAUGCUAACGACUGCAGUCCUCAUCCCUGUUACAACAGUGGGACUUGUGUCGAUGGAGACAACUGGUAUCGAUGUGAAUGUGCUCCGGGAUUCGCCGGCCCAGACUGCAGAAUCAACAUCAAUGAGUGCCAGUCGUCGCCCUGCUCCUUCGGCUCCACCUGUGUGGAUGAAAUCAACGCUUUUCGCUGCAUCUGUCCACCAGGAAGAACCGGCCCCCGCUGCCAAGAAGCGUCGGGGAGGCCCUGUGUGGUCGGAGGGGCGGUGGCUCUGGAUGGAAGCAGAUGGGACGAAGACUGCAACAGCUGCCACUGUCAGAACGGGAGGAUCGUCUGCACGAAGGCAGAGUGCCGUAGCCCCACCAACCGGGCCCCGCCCACAACCAGGUGUCACUCCGAGAGCAGCUGCGCCAACGUCACCUUCACCUUCAACAAGGAUGUCAUGGCACUGGGUGUGACGGUGGAGCAGGUUUGUCGUGAGCUCAGGAGCCUCUACGUCGUCAAGAAUCUGUCCUCCGACUCGUCCGUCUCCAUGACCUGCGAGCCGUCGCUCAGCACCAACAAGGAGAUCCACGUAGCCAUCUCGACAGAGGACCAGAGGAGAGGUCUGACCUUUGUCAAGGAAAUAACAGACAGAAUCAUGGAUUUGGUCAGCAAGAGGAGCGCCAACAGCACCAUCAUCAGCGCCAUCGCCGAGGUUCGGAUCCAGAGACGACAGAGCAACCCCAACGCAGACUACCUCGUGCCCCUGCUGGUUUCCGCGGUGAUCGUUGUCUGGGCGUUGGCGAUCGCCUUGAUGUUGCUGUGGUGCGUGAGGAGGCGGAGGAAGCAGAGCUCCCACACGGGGGUCAGCACGCAGGCAGCGUUGGCGUCGGCGUCUUUGGCACCGGCAGCCGAGGACAACAACGCCCUCCAUAACAGCGUCAGCACCGCCCGCGAGCAGCUCAACCACAUCAAGAACCCCAUCGAGAAAAACACACCGAACCAUCAACACCACCAACUACUCCUCCAUCACCACCUCUGCGAGGACAAGAACACCGUCAACGCCAAGAUCAGGAAGUCGGACACUGGGAGCCAAUCAGAGGAGGAUGAGGUGGAUAAGAGGCUGCAGAAGGCGAGGUUCCCCCGAGCACCGCCGGCGUACUCGCUGGUAGACUGGGAGGAACAAUCCCCCCACCAUACUACAGGCAAAACCCCACACUGGACUAGCAAACAGGACAACAGGCAACUGCAGUCACAGAGUGUGAACAGGAUGGAGUAUAUUGUAUAACCAACGGGGCUCAGAAUGACUGGAUGUCCACAGAGAUCAGAACCCCUCCCCUCUCCCCUCCCCGGUGGUGGACUUUUUUUAUUUGUCUUUUUUAUGUCGUUCUUCUUUUGAUCAGGACUGAAUUUCCAGAUGGAUUUUUUGUUUAAUUUAUGACGCUGGUCUGAACGGUCCACUGCGGUUGGCUGGAUCUCCGAGUUUGUGGACGCCUUCGUUAAGGACAGAAUUUGGACGUGCCGGAACGUUCCUAAAAGACUUGCGUGCACGAUUAGCAUCUUUGAUUAAAGAAUGAGUUUUGUUUUUGAAUGUGCUGUUGCCUUGUUGCACCACAGCACCAGACCAAUUUGGGAAAAAAGAAAUAUUUAUUUUGUUUUUUUUGGGGGGGAUAUUUGAGUCAAUAUGAAGAAUCGUCCACGUAGAAUGUUUCUGUAUAGAUGUGUAAAUAUUUUUUAAUUAAUCAUUGUGUAUAUUUGAUUUAUUAAGUUAAUCGUCAAGAGCCUUAAGAUAUUCCUUUUUUUAAUUUAUGAGUAUUGUUUCGAGUCGAGGCUUUGUAAGCUCAUGACUUCUUGAUGAAAAUAUUUUUUUUUUUGAUAUUUUUAACGCCAAAAGUGUUCUUUAAAGAAUAGUUUAUUUUUAGCCUUUUGGAUUUGGGCAUUUUUUGUGCCUCAACUAAAUGUUUUGUACAUUGUUUUGUUGGUAUGUUUACCAGGAUGUUCUGUUGUAAGCACUCAACGUGUAAAUGGAGAGGUUGCGGGAUGAAUGAUGGGUGGUUACAGAGACAGAUUUUGCUGCUGCAGAGUCUUUUUAUACAAACCAACAUAGUGGCAGAUAUAUUGCUUUUGCUACUGAAAAUAAAUUCUUCAAGGAACGCAACGUUUUUUUUUAUUAAUUUGUACAUUUUGUACAGUUUAAAAAAAGAGUUGAGAACAGGCUUUCGAUCCUGUUUCCAUGUUUGUACCAAUCUGAAAGAUCAAACCUGCGUAAUUAAAGGAGCCCUGUGGAGUUUUCUUGUAAAGUUUUAAAGUUUACAUUCAGUGUUACUCAUCGUGUGAAAACUAACAAAAGAUCAGAAACUCCACAGGGAUCCUUUUAGGAAGAACUUGAAGAGAGUUCAACAAUAACUUUGUUACAUGUUACCUGUUGUUGAUUGGAGGAUGAAGAAAGGCUGUGAAACCAUGUUUGAUUCCAGUCGUCAGCCCCUUUAGUUUAUGAUGGAAGAAUAAAUAAAACAUGUUUUUCUCGUACAUUUCACUUUAGUGGUUUUUGGACCUUGACAAAUAAAAUUCUUUGUGUUUGUUACUGGCAA
Molecule: messenger RNA, 5205 nt
Organism: Sebastes umbrosus (honeycomb rockfish)
Lineage: Eukaryota; Metazoa; Chordata; Actinopteri; Perciformes; Sebastidae
Product: protein jagged-1a-like
Exons: 26
Coding region: 297-3902 (1201 amino acids)
Biological process (GO): cell communication; establishment or maintenance of epithelial cell apical/basal polarity; heterophilic cell-cell adhesion
Cellular component (GO): plasma membrane; protein-containing complex
Molecular function (GO): calcium ion binding; protein binding
Source: RefSeq, a predicted model, not a curated record